Messenger RNA from Coregonus sp. 'balchen', 7184 nucleotides. The record is from the annotation of a GenBank genome assembly. Lineage: Eukaryota; Metazoa; Chordata; Actinopteri; Salmoniformes; Salmonidae.
AUGGAGACCCUGGACAUCACCCUGACACACUGGUUUCAGGUGAGAGAAUAACAACUCUGCCCGAUGACGGUCUCUGGCUGAAAGGUCACUCUAUGUUUUUAACCUUGGAUUUUACAAUAAAUAAUAUACGUUUUAUAAUGGAGAGAGUGUCGCGCCUCAACUUCUGAUGCAUCAUUCGUUUAUUUAAGGUAGCAUCCCUGUUCCAGUUGUCUGACCACGAAACCCCUCUAUUGCUUCAGGUGAGCGAAUACGACCAGAAGAGUGAGCAGCGGGCAGAGAAACACAAGGAGCUCCGGGGACGCAACAACGUCACUUCCUGUCGGAGCCCAACCAGAGAACUGGACACACGGUGGAUCAAGAAGGAGCUGAGGCGGAAGAGACAGCAGGAAUUCCACAGAAGACGAUCAGUCAGCCCAGAAAGGGCCAAAGACUCUGGAAAAGUCAAGGACGACAGUUGUGUCAUCUGUGACACAGCCAAGUCAGAGACGGUGCGGGCUAAGGUCAGUGUGAUACCUAAGUCAAAUCUGCCGGGGUCACAAAGGGCGAAAGCCUCUGCAAAGGUCAAGGACGACAGUUGUGUCAUCUGCGACGAAGCCAAGACAGAGUCUUUGCAGGGUAACGUCACUUGGCCACAGCCCCCUAGGCCUAUGUCCAAUGGACGACCAUUGAUAAUGGUUAAGAGAAUAAAGGCGUCCAAAGAUGACCUGGACAACAGUGAAUGGGUAAAAUAAUAUAAAUGUCAUUCAUGGCUUACCAUCUACUUUACUGCAUUCGUAUUGAUUUUAGCAAUCAUUUAUAUUUGACGUUUAUCUUUUUGUUAAUAGACCUACAACCCUUUUAUUCUGACUAUCCAGAGCUCAUUUAUUUAUUAAAAGAUCAUGUUACAGCGUAAUUAUCGAGUUCCUUCAUUAUCACUGUUGUAUUCACCAGGCCUCAAUAUGGACAAAUCAAACACCAGUGAGGAAAAAUGAGAAGAGCAGAACUAGAACACUAGAGGCAGUUUUCUCUACCUUGACCACCUCGACCAGACAACCACCCACCUCCACCCCUACCUCCACCCCAACCAUCUGCACCUCGACCAGAGAACCACCCACCUCUAAGAAGAACUCUACCAGAAAACAGGAUUCAGUUCCACACACAUCCACACCGAUCAAAGAACCACACACCAGCACCCCAACCUCUACCCCGAAGACGUCCACCCCGAGCAGAGAACUAGUCCAGCCCAGGUUAAAAGCCUCCACAAAGAAAGAUAAGGGUACUUACAUUUCUUUAUUCCACUUCAAUACUAUACAAUUAUGACCAAGUCAUAUUUAAUAAAAUAAUUGCCAUUUCACUCUACCAGGCAUCCUGAAGGGUACAGGUGAAUCAAACCGAGCUAAAAAGAGACAGCAAGAAGCCAGCGUACAGACAGAGUGAGUCUCAAUCAAGUAUUUUUCUUGAAAUGAUGGCAGAUGAAGUCACAGUGAAAACUCUAGUAAUAGAAAACACACCAAAAAACUCUGAUUCUGUUUUCUUGAUGUCAGUCUCUGUAACGAAAUGCAUUUUCUCUAAUAUACAGGCCUGGCUAUGUUACCGUCAAGGAAUCUGUGAGUUUCCACAAUCCACCUUGCUCACAAUUGUGUGCAGUGCCAUACAGAUCAGUCACAACAGUCUUAGGUUAAAGAAACACCCCAUAUAGAUCAAUCACAACAGUUUUAAGUGAAAGACACACCCCAUAUAGAUCAGUCACAACAGUUUUAAGUGAAAGACACACCCCACCCCAUACAGUAACAAAAUGAACUUUUCUCCAUGACAGGAAGUUCUUCAGCUGGCUGAUUACUUGCAGGUAAAACUUUGCAAUUUGUUACCCAACUUGUCGUUCUAUGGCAACAACAACGUCAUGUGCCCAGUUGAACAUGUGUACGGCUAGUUGUGCUUCAUAGAAGUGUGUAUCUUUCACUUCAUACUGUAUCUGUUCUGUACCUCCUUAUGGCAGGAGGCUCUAUGGAGAGAGGAGGGCCUGAAGAACAAGUUGGCUGUUCUCCAGAAGCGUGGCUCCACCCUGCUACACCACUCUGACACCCUAUGGACUGUAAGAAACUCUCUCCUCCUCAUACCUGGCUCACAUACCACACCCACUUUCCUUAUACCUGGCUCACAUACCACACCCACUUUCCUUAUACCUGGCUCACAUACCACACCCACUUUCCUUAUACCUGGCUCACAUACCACACCCACUUUCCUUAUACCUGGCUCACAUACCACACCCACUUUCCUUAUACCUGGCUCACAUACCACACCCACUUUCCUUAUACCUGCCUCACAUACCACACCCACUUUCCUUAUACCUGCCUCACAUACCACACCCACUUUCCUUAUACCUGCCUCACAUACCACACCCACUUUCCUCAUACCUGGCUCACAUACCACACCCACUUUCCUUAUACCUGGCUCACAUACCACACCCACUUUCCUCAUACCUGGCUCACAUACCACACUCUCUUGCCUAGUGGUGGAAAAAGUACCCAAUUGUCAUACUUGAGUAAAAGUAUAGAUACCUUAAUAGAAAGUUACUCAAGUAAAAGUGAAAGUCAGCCAGUAAAAUACUACUUGAGUAAAAGUCUAAAAGUAUUUGGUUUUAAAUAUACUUAAGUAUCAAAAGUAAAUGUAAUUGCUAAAAUAUACUUAAGUAUCAAAAGUCGAAGUAAAAGUAUAAAUCAUUUAAAAUUCCUUAUAUUAAGCAAAGCAGACAGCAUAAUUUUCUUGUUUUUAAAAUGUACAGAUAACCAGGGGCAACACCAACACUCAGAUAUUAUUUACAAAAUAAGCAUCUGUGUUUAGUGAGUCGGCCAGAUCAGAGGCAGUAGAGAUGACCAGGGAUGUUCUCUUGAUAAGUGUGUGAAUUUGACAAUUUUCCUGUCCUGCUUAGCAUUCAAAAUGUAAAGAGUACUUUUGGUUGUCAGGGAAAAUGUAUGGGAGUAAAAAGUACAAUAUUUUAUUUAGGAAUGUAGUGAAGUAAAAGUAAAAGUUAUAUAUAAAUAGUAAAGUAUAGAUUACCCCCAAAAACUACUUAAGUAGUACUUUAAAGUAUUUUUACUUAAGUACUUUACACCACUGCUCUCGUGCCAUACCUGGCUGCCUCAUACAAACAAAACUCAGUGCCGUGAUCGUGUACAGUAUCUGUAGACGGGAUGUAUCUGUAGUGUUCUCUGUUUCUGACUGCGGUACAGCAGACGGGAUGAGGCUGUAGUGUUCUCUGUUUCUGACUGCGGUACAGCAGGCAGGAUGAGUCUGUGGUUAAGGGCUAGCUUCCUGCUGCUCUAGUCUGUACCUUGCUCACAGAGUAACAUCAGAGAACAUCAGCAUCUAGGAAGAGAGACUGCUCUAGCUCUCACACCGGAAGGGUGUGUUCUUAUUGGUUCUGUUCACAACAGACUGCGUCUGCCUUUUGAUUGGUGCAUACAGACAGACCGUGGUGACAAGUGAGAAGACACGUUGUGGUGUCAAUCAGCCGUUAGUCUUUCCUCAGCAGGUUUCAGUAGUGUAACACUUCAGGCUACAUACAUUUCCUCUCCUCUCCCACAGACACGCUGCAAUGAAGACCUACUAAAGAACAAGAUCAGAGCAUUAGAAACGCAGCUGCAAGUCUGUCUGCAGGUAAGAAUAGCAUCCUGCUGCAUCUGCAGCUGUUGACCGAGGAUGUGCUCCUUCUCAACAAAGACUAUAUCACUCUUGUAAUUUCUAGCUUGUUCUAUUUUGGUUGUCAGAUGCUUCUAAUGUUUGCACAUUUGAGUUUGACAAGUGAGGGUUUGGCGUCCCGUUAAAUCUCAUUAGUAGGCUUUAAACUGUUGUAUGCUGCCCUUUUCUCAAACAACCAUUCAGGCAAUAUCUCGGUUCAGAACCAACAACCAUUCAGGCAAUAUCUCGGUUCAGAACCAACAACCAUCUCAUACUGAUCUGAUGAUACUUUUCAUAGAGAGUGGUGCUGUCAUGUGGUUUGUGGGUUAUACCUGCUUAAGCUCAAGUAUUUGUAUUUAUUAUGGAUCCCCGUUAGUUCCUGCCAAGGCAGCAGCUACUCCUCCUGGGGUCCAGCAAAAUUAAGGCAUUACAAUAGAUUUCACAACAGAUUCCACAACACAUUAAGUGUGUGCCCUCAGGCCCCUACUCUACUACCACAUAUCUACAACACAAAAUCCAUGUGUACGUCUGUGUAUAAAGCGUAUGUUAUUGUGUGUGUGUGUGUGUGUGUGUGUGUGUGCGUGUGUCUGUGCCUAUGUGUGUGUGUCUCUUCACAGUCCCCCGCUGUUCCAUAAGGUGUAUUUUUAUCUGUUUAAAAAAAUAAUAUCUGAUUCUACUGCUUGCAUCAGUUACCUGAUGUGGAAUAGAGUUCCAUGUAGUCAUGGCUCUAUGUAGUACUGUGCGCCUCCCAUAGCCUGUUCUGGACUUGGGGACUGUGAAGAGACCUCUGGUGGCAUGUCUUGUGGGGUAUGCAUGGGUGUCCGAGCUGUGCGCCAGUAGUUCAAACAGACAGCUCGGUACAUUCAACAUGUCAAUUCUUCUCACAACUACAGUAUAGCACAACUAGCAAUGUCUAUGUAUGACCAGUUUAUUACUUGCGGUUCUCACAGAAACAGAAGCUCCCCUGGGAUGGAGUGAAGCUGGUGCUACAGAUGGAGAAACAGAAGGGCGCGUAUGAGGAGAAAGCCUUGGAGGCCAUCCAGAGGGCUACAGAGGAGAAACAGGAAGCGCUCAGCCAGGCCGAGACACUCGAGGUUGGGGGUUCUUUCUUUGCCUCUUGUCUGUCUCUCUCUCCCUGGCACCUACAGACACCCUGUUCAUGUACAGGCCCACACUUUUGCAUUUAUACUAAACUGAUGUUAAGUAUUGGCUAUAACGAGGGACAUGCUCAUACCAUUUCACCGGUUUCUACUGUCUAGAUAGUGUGUUGAAAACUAUGAAGCCCUACAGUGAUAAAACUUGUAGUGGCUUGUCUUGUAUAAUGUAGGUGUACUUCUCUUACCACUAGGUGCUGUCUCUCUGUAUAAUGUAGGUGCACUUCUUCCCCGUGUCCACUAGAUGCUGCUGCAGGCAGCCAGGGUGGAGUCGGCGCAGUGGCAGGGUCUGUGUGAGGAAAUGAAGGACAGCUCAGAACAGCUGAAGAAGAGACAGGAGAUCAACUCUGAACAGGUUCUACAGCUGCAGAACCAACUGGAGGUACAGUAGUCACUCUGUACAGACACAGUAGAUAUCACAGUGGGGAGUGUUCUGUGAGGCACUGAAGGGAUACCAUCAUAAUGAGUUAGCCUCUGGCAAAGUGAGACUACGUCAUGAUCAGAGAGACCGCUACAUACUGUGUGAUCCAGUGGGUUGCUGUAAUUGACUCACUGGAGUUGGAGGAAAGGUGGAUCUAAUUUGGAUCUAAGGGGAUCACUGUGUACAUUUAAUGCUGGAAAAAUGGUGUAUAGACAUCGCUGUGUGAUGUGGUCCUCUGUAGCUCAAUUGGUAGAGCACGGCGCUUGUAACGCCAGGGUAGUGGGUUCGAUCCCCGGGACCACCCAUACACAAAAAAAUGUAUGCACGCAUGACUGUAAGUCGCUUUGGAUAAAAGCGUCUGCUAAAUGGCAUAUUAUUAUUAUUAUUAUAUUUAUAUGAAUGCCCAAGUAAGAGGCUGGGGGUCUGUGGUGUGCAGCUUGCCAGGGCUCAGGAGGCGGGGCUGAGGGAGGAGCUGGGGGCAGUACAGCAAAUGGAGGAGGAGUUACAGUCCAACAUUGUUCUACUGGAAGAACAGAACCAGAACCUGAGGGACCAGAUCCAGGAGAUGAGAGGUUAGAGGUCACACAAGUAGCAGUUCAAUGCACACACAACUGUGCACACACACCAAUUUUCAUGGGGUUCUGCAUCUGAAAAUCUUUUAGUAGUAAAGUAGAAACUAAGGGAAUUAAUUAAUGGCUAUCUCAUCUUGCCCUGCCUGACUCCUAGAUGCCAGGGCUGAGACUCAGGAGGAGUCCCUGGAGGAAUCCUUGGCCCAGUUGACUGUUUUAUCAGAGGAGUCCGAAGAGUGUGAGCAGACCCUGGCCCGGUUGACUGUUUUAUCAGAGGAGUCCGAAGAGUGUGAGCAGACCCUGGCCCGGUUGACUGUGUCGCUGGAGCAGCCAGAGGAGAAGGAGGAGGAGGAGGAGGAGGAGGAGGAGGAGCAGCUGAUUGUAUCGUCACAGCAGAAGCAGUUAUCAUGGGGAGAUGGAGAUCAGGUUGCGGAGCAGCUCCGUCACACUCUGGACCGACUACAGCUGAAGGAGAGAGAGGUGAGGGAGGAGGGGGCUCAUAAACCCAGGCCUUCUACUGGUUACAGGAGAAUAAUGACAGGUCCGCCCUCCUUAAUUGGACCAAUAAGAGGAACAGGAGUACGUCAUUCUCAGCUAAAUGUAAAGAUGUUUCAAUUCAGUUCCCAAAUGAUAUAUUUCAUACACAAUGGUGAAAACAUUGUAUUUCAUAGUGUGUGUGUGUGUGUAUGUGUGUGUGUGUGUGUGUGUGUGUGUGUGUGUGUGUGUGUGUGUGGUGUGUGCGUGUGUGUGUGUGUGUGUGCGUCCGUGCGUGCGUGCGUGUGCAGUGUGAGGAGCUGCAGAAUGAGCUGGAGGCCGUGGAGGCAGAGUGCCAGUCGUGCCAGGUCCGCCUGACGCAGUGCAGGGACGAACUCAGACAGCUCAGCCACCGACGCAGCAGCAGGGUGAGCAGAGUGUGUGUGUGUUGGCAGCUCCCUCCCUUUGUUGUCCUUUGGCCCAUAACCCCCCCCAACCCCCCCCCCCCCCCCCCCAUAACCCCCCAUAACCCCCCCCCAUAACCCCCCAAACCCCCCAAAAUCUCUUAUAACCCCCAAACCCCCCCAUAACUCUCAAAUAACCUCCCAUAACCCCCAUAACCCUCAUAACUCUCCAAUAACCCCCCCCCCAAAAAAAAAUAGAUAACCCCCAUAACUCUCCAAUAACCCCCUAUAGCCCCCCCCCCCCCCCCCACCCACCCCCCAAUAACCCCCCCCAUAACCCAUAUAAUGAAAUACAUUUCUGAAAUAUGCCCCUGAUGGUGCAGUUACAUCCACUUUGAAGUAAAUGUUGUGUGUUUUUUUUUUACUGCGCUUCAUUGUGUGUGUUUUUCCUUCCGUUUCUAGAAGCCCUGUGUCUCCUGGUUGUGGCUCUGUGUUCUACUACUAA